This is a messenger RNA of Olea europaea var. sylvestris, 1358 nucleotides long. RefSeq names its product non-structural maintenance of chromosomes element 1 homolog. NCBI's taxonomy places the organism in Eukaryota, Viridiplantae, Streptophyta, Magnoliopsida, Lamiales, Oleaceae. The transcript is spliced from 6 exons. The record is from RefSeq and is a predicted model, not a curated record. Gene Ontology annotation, molecular function: ubiquitin-protein transferase activity. Bases 134 to 1099 code for a protein of 321 amino acids. Gene Ontology annotation, biological process: double-strand break repair via homologous recombination; DNA damage tolerance. Gene Ontology annotation, cellular component: nucleus; Smc5-Smc6 complex.
UGGUUGAUGAGUUAGCCCAAUACCUCUCCAUCCUCGACCCAUCUUCAUAUUUCGCAUUCCCGCCACCCAAAAUAUCUAGGGCAAAUUCCUUUCCAGUUUGAUCCAGAAACCAAAUUCCAAUUACUCUCUUACAAUGCCCACGCUAUCUUGGAGACACCAUACCCUCAUUCAGUCGCUACUCUCUCGUGGACCGCUUAAGGAAGAUGAUUUCCACGCCAUCUUCUCCCAUGUCACCGGGAAACCCCCAGGUGCACACCAGCAGCUCUUCAAUGAAUAUCUUCGAAAUAUAAACUUGGAGCUAGGGUAUGUUCAGUUUGAGUUGCGCGCAUGCAGAAAUCAAUAUGAUGGCAAUGUGUAUUAUGGGGUGGUUAAUAAUAUUUCAGAUGACCAGUCCAAGCUUGGGACGAAAUAUACUGUUCCUCAGAUUGCUUUCUACAAGGGCAUUGUAGAAGUCAUCAUUCAAGAUGUAGAGGCCCAGGGCAGCAUUUCCAAUAUCCAAGCUCUAAAUAUCCGUAUGGAGAACCAGGUUCCCAGGGGUACUGAUUCACAGUCACAGGGGGGUCAAACCCAUGUCCCACCUGCAUUCAGGAACUUCUCCAUGGCCCAAAAGGAAAAAACGCUUGAACAACUGAUGCAGGAUAAGUGGCUGUGUUUGACACUAGAUGAAAAAAUUGGACUUGGAGUUAGAUCCUUUCUUGAUCUCCGAAGUUGGUUCCGUACUAAUGAGGUUCCUGCAUGCGAAGUUUGCAAUGAGGCUGCAGUUAAGGCUCAACUUUGCCCUAAUGAAGGUUGUAAUGUUAGAAUGCAUCUAUACUGUCUGAAAAAGAAAUAUUCACGAAAGCAGGUCGAAAGAUUUUGUCCUGGAUGUGGGACAAAAUGGCCUGGUUCAGCAGUCAAAGCAGAAGCUGUAGAAGAAGAGAAUGAUCCAAAUCUUACUUCUCAGAACCCACAGCUUCCAGGACCUUCCGUGAGAACAAAGCGUAGGAUCCGAGAAGUUGGCAACAAUAAUGCAGAAUCUGACUCUUGUCCAGUAUCUGCAUCACUUCAAGAGACGAAGAGAGUCACUCGAAAUUCUGCCCGGCUGAAGAGUUUCAGAUAAUGUAUCUGCAGUUUAUAUUUGAUUUUGUCCUUUCAUUCCUAGGAUAAACCUUGUCAAUAUGUUGUUUAUAUUUUGAUCCUGUCCCUUAAUUCCUAGGAUAAAACGUUGUCAAAUUGUUCUUGCUUUGCAUGGUGACUUAUGGAUGUGCCUUCAACUGUAGUUUUGAAAGUCUUGGCAAAUUAUUGGCUGUAGAUAGUAUCUCAGGUCUGUAUCAAGUACUUUAUUGUGAGUUUAUAUAUUUUCAGUUAUCCCAGGUGAA